AUGUACGUAAAUAUACGGGUUGGUCGCAGUCAUUGUGACGGUUUAUGGAGUAAAGAGGUCGUGUGUACCAUGUGUAUUGUUUGCUCCUACCUUUGGAACCCAGAAACCAGUCCAUGUGGUUAUGUAUCCCUGGGAAUGGCAGAGAAUUCGCUGAUCGAUCCUGCUUCGAACGCUUUAACAUAUGGCGACGACGGACCUUCAGGCUCGAAACACCUCAAGGCCGCUCUAGCAUGCUUCUUCAACGACAACUUCUUUCCAGCUCGAUGUCAUGGGGCUCUUGCAAAUCCUGGAGAUGGUAUACUCGUUGGCCGACCAUAUUACCGCGCGUUCAUCAUCGAUGUGGAGCAACGUCCGGAUGUGCGGAUGGUACCUGUCUCCUUUGAAGACAUUGACCCACUUGGGUCUGGCUGUGCGGCCAAAUACGAAGAAGCACUCCUUGCAUCGGAACGCGCUGGGGUCAAAGUCCGUGCUAUCAUGCUGUGCCAUCCUCACAAUCCUUUAGGACAUUGCUACCCAAAAGAAACAAUCGUGAGGAUCAUGCAAUUCUGCAAGAAAUAUCAGAUCCAUCUAAUCAGUGACGAGAUAUACGCUCUCUCUACCUGGCAGAACUUAGUUGACACAGGUAUGGAACACGCUACGGACUUCACUUCUGUGCUCUCGAUACAGACAGAAGGACUCAUCUCUCCUGAUCUCGUGCAUGCCAACAAAGACCUGCUCACUGCCUGCAGCGCAUGCGCAAUCUUUUCUUCGCCAUCGUCGCUUGCUGAAAAUGCCGUUGACUACAUCGUGUCUGACCGCCAGUUCCUCGAGGCCUAUGUUGCAAAAAACAAAGAACGCCUGUCUGCGGCGUAUACGUAUGCCACCAUGUUGCUUAGCGAACAUGGAAUUGAGUACCUGCCUGGCGCUACGGCUGGAUUCUUUCUGUGGGUGAAUUUGGGAAAGAAGUGGCAAGAGAAGGUUGCGGCCGAUAGAAGAGGAUUUGAUAAUAUGACCAUUUUCAAAGCCUUAUUGCAAGAGAAAGUCUUUGUUGUCAGUGGUGGCUCAACAGGUGCUGAACAACCGGGUUGGUUCAGACUUGUCUUUACUCAGAAACAAGAAGUGGUUGCUGAGGCAAUCGAUAGGAUAGCCAAGAUCAUGUUGUAA
Messenger RNA from Macroventuria anomochaeta, 1143 nucleotides. Its product is annotated as PLP-dependent transferase. NCBI's taxonomy places the organism in Eukaryota, Fungi, Ascomycota, Dothideomycetes, Pleosporales, Didymellaceae. Bases 1 to 1143 code for a protein of 380 amino acids. The record is from RefSeq and is a predicted model, not a curated record. The transcript has 6 exons. Gene Ontology annotation, molecular function: pyridoxal phosphate binding; transaminase activity. Gene Ontology annotation, biological process: amino acid metabolic process; biosynthetic process.